Rhodamnia argentea is the source of this 2347-nucleotide messenger RNA. RefSeq names its product pentatricopeptide repeat-containing protein At1g71060, mitochondrial. NCBI's taxonomy places the organism in Eukaryota, Viridiplantae, Streptophyta, Magnoliopsida, Myrtales, Myrtaceae. Gene Ontology annotation, molecular function: protein binding. The coding region runs from base 207 to 1823 and encodes 538 amino acids. The record is from RefSeq and is a predicted model, not a curated record. The transcript is spliced from 2 exons.
UCGUGGGUUUCAAUGGGAUGUGGUGGGCUGCUUUCUGUCAAGAACUGGCCCGACAAGAAGCUACAACGGACGUUGCCACCUGAAUCGGGGCAACGGUGGCCUUUUCCCCCGCUCCGCCAUCACGAUUUUGGACCGCGAGCGAGACAUCCUUCUUCAGCCAUCGAUCGCCAUUUUGUUUCCUGUCUCUCUCUCUCUAUCUCUCUCUCAUGGACCGUCGUCGUUUUCUCUGGCGUUCGUCAACACAAGCCCGCUUCUUCUUCGCCCCUGCUUCACCCACCUCCUCUCUCAGAGCGCUCACUCCUCCACCUCGAGCUCCAACAGACCCUUCUCUAAUCCGGCUAAAGUCUCCGUCCACCUUCUGUCUCGGCUUCAGCAGAUUGAUAAGCAGCAGCAGCAGCUCAGGGCAUACCCACGCGGCUCUCGGCGUCAGCGACGAUGACCCACGUUCGGAUAGGAUCGCCCGGGACGCAGAUGAGCUCGUAAAGAUCUUGUCGAGCGCCAGCUCCGGUUCCUCCGUCGAGUCGUCCCUGGACCGCGCUGCGGUCGCGGUAAUGUCGCCGACCCUGGUUGCGGAGGUUCUGAAGAAGCUGAGUAAUGCAGGUGCUCUCGCGCUCUCGUUCUUCAGAUGGGCUGAGAAAAGGCGAGGGUUUGAGUAUAGUGCUGAGAGCUACCAUGCUCUGAUCGAAGCUCUAGGAAAGAUCAAGCAGUUCAACUUGGUGUGGAAAGUGGUCGAUGAGAUGAAGCAGAGAGGGUUAUUGACUAAAGAGACCUUUGGGUUGAUCUCGCGCAGAUACGCGAGAGCCAGGAAGGUUAAAGAAGCGAUCGACGCCUUUGAGAGGAUGCAGAAGUUUGGAUUGAGCUUAGAUUCGUCUGAUUUCAAUAGGUUGGUUGAUACUUUGUGCAAGUCCAGAAAUGUGGUGAAAGCACAGGAGGUGUUUGAUAAAAGGAAGGGGCGGUUCAAGUUAGACCUCAAGUCGUACAGCAUUCUACUGGAAGGUUGGGGUCAAGAAAUGAACUUUUUGAGGAUGAUGGAAGUUUACAGGGAGAUAAAGGACGAGGGGUUUGAGCUGGAUGUCGUGGCUUACGGGAUCAUGAUCAAUGCGCAUUGCAAGAUUAAGAAGUACGAUGAGGCCAUCGAGUUUUAUCGUGAAAUGCUAGCCAAGAACUGCAAGCCUUCUCCUCAUAUAUUUUGCACUUUGAUUAAUGGAUUGGGAUCUGAGAAGAGGUUAAGUGAAGCAGUGAAAUUUUAUGAGCAAUCCAAGGCAUUUGGGUUUGCUCCAGAGGCUCCAACUUACAAUGCUCUGGUGGGUGCUUAUUGCUGGUCGAUGCGGAUGGACGAUGCUUAUAGAGUUCUUGAUGAGAUGAGAAAAUGUGGUGUUGGACCAAACUCCAGGACUUAUGACAUAAUUCUUCACCACUUGGUAAAAGCUAGGAGAUCAAAAGAAGCGUACUCGGUCUUCCAGAAGAUGAGCAAUGAGCCAGGGUGCGAGCCAGCUCUGAGUACAUAUGAGAUCAUAGUGAGGAUGUUUUGCAAUGAGGACAGGACGGAUAUGGCAUUGAGAGUUUGGAAACAAAUGAAAGACAAGGGAGUCCUUCCUGGAAUGCACAUGUUCUCUACUGUGAUUGCCAGCCUUUGCCAUGAAAAUAAAUUGGAUGAUGCUUGCAAGUACUUUCAGGAGAUGAUGGACGUGGGUAUUCGUCCUCCGGCUAAUACGUUUAGCAAGUUGAAGCAAUGUCUCCUGGAUGAGGGACGGAAGGAUGAUGUUCUAAGUUUUUCUAGGAAGAUUGACAAAUUGAGGAAAACACCGCUCGUCACAUUGUAAUACGCCAGAAGAUUCUGGCCUCAUGAUAAUGCCUUGGGUUGUUAAUUUUCUGGCCUUAAGGUAUAUUGACUCUGACAGCCUCUGUCGGAUGCAUCUGCAACUGUGUGAGUAGCUUAAGGACUGACAGUGGUACUGGAAAACCCAUUUUGUAAGCAAGGACUUGAGCUAGGAUCAGGUGGGAGAUGGAUGGAAAUGCUAACUUCAUUCACUUGCUCGCACUUCUCUGUCGAAUCACUCCUAAUUUUCUCAUCCUGUUCGCCCUUCUCCAUCUCUACCUUUACCAUUCCCAAACUCAGCCUGUCUUCUUUAGCUGCUUUAUUGUUACAGUGCCGCCUUUUGCUAGGCAUGGGGAGAAGGACCAGAACCUCCCAGUUAAUCCCUACUUCAUAUUUGUAACCUAAAGUCUCGUCUUGUCACUGAUGCUCUGAGCGCGUUUGAUUGCCCCGUUGAUCACACUAGAUGAUCUCUCCCAUGUUUUCUCCUCGGUUAGCAGGGAUCUCAAUUCUAUUGAUCACGCCAGUGGU